AUGUUGUCUCUCUAUUGUCUACUUGUUACGGUUGCUUCAGUUUUUGCCGCACCUAGAAGACGCGUCGGCGGCGGAUCUCCAGCACAUAACUGCGAAUUUCCUUCCAUUGUCCACCUCCAAAUAUUUGAUCACCUUUCAGAUAACAAGAUUAGCUUAUGUGGAGGCAUUCUGAUUGAUUCUACACACGUACUGACAGCAACUCACUGCGUCAAAGCAAAUGUCAGAAAGGUUAAAGUAAAUAUUGGUUCCAACAACAAAUGGAGUCUUGGUUCUCAGUCAACAACUGCAAGUAGAAUUCUGAAACAUGUUGGAUACGUACAUACUCCAUACCUGAUUAAGAACGACAUUGCCAUACUGACUUUGACGCACCAAGUCAAUGAAACUAGAUGUGUUCGCUAUGCACAAUUGGCCAGAAAAGGAGAAAAAUUCGGUACCCGAAGAUGUAUCGCUGCUGGAUGGGGACAUUUCAAACGUAAAGGUAAAAGUCCUAACCAUUUACAUAAAGUGUCUCUUCAUGCUAUUCCCCAUAAAGUAUGCAAAAGAAAGUCGAAGAUGGAAAUUUCUGAUGGAGUUCUCUGUGCCGGAGAUUUCAAACGAGGUGGACCAUCUACUUGCCAGGGUGACUCUGGUGGCCCACUUUUUUGUCCAAACUCUAAACGUCGAAUGGUUUUGGCAGGAGUAACAUCCUACGGAAAUAAAUGUGACAACGAAGCCAGUGUUUUCAGCGAUGUCGGAUAUUUCCGAGACUGGAUCGAGAGUCACCUGUAA
Molecule: messenger RNA, 768 nt
Organism: Octopus sinensis (East Asian common octopus)
Lineage: Eukaryota; Metazoa; Mollusca; Cephalopoda; Octopoda; Octopodidae
Product: chymotrypsin-1-like
Exons: 6
Coding region: 1-768 (255 amino acids)
Biological process (GO): proteolysis
Molecular function (GO): serine-type endopeptidase activity
Source: RefSeq, a predicted model, not a curated record